AGGCAGACAGGGAGGGGAAAAGCAUGCACAGCAAAAACAAAGUGAUGACAGAGGAAUAAAGGAGAGCAAAAGCCUGAAUGGACUCAGCUCUCCUCUCAGCCAAUCAGAGCCUCUGCCUAUCCUCCUUCACCAUCCAGACGCUGCCAUUGGCUGCUGGGAGCAGAGAUGCAGAGACACAGCAGGGUAAAGAAGAGGAAGACAGAGUCAGAGGAGGACAGCUGGUUCCCACACCUCCACCCCCCCCCCCUCUCUCUCUCUCUCUCUCUCUCUCUCUUUCUGUCAGUUCAUCAGCAGUUUCUCUGCUCACGCUGCUUCCUCGGGUCAGACAGGCUUUAUUUAACGAGAUGGACCUGCAGCCCACCAACUGGAGCUACUGCAGCUGCUGUUUACCCCACAGCAUCAUGGGAGCUGGAGUCCCCCGGGGGGGCGCAGAAGGACAGCUGAUCAGCUGAGGAUUGUGGGUCAGCAGAGUUGGGAGAUGUGAGCUGGUGGGCGGACGGCGCUCAGCAAACUCUCGCUGUCGUCUCUCUCCUCGUCUCCGCCGCUGCAGCUUCGUCCUCUCCUCCCUCUCCUCCCUCUCCUCCCUCUCUUCCCAGCCUCACGUCUCCUCCUGCAUCUGCCGCCGACGCACCUCCACCAGGAGAAGCCAGGAUGGGUUGUCGCCUCACUCGGACCAAGGCUAAGACUCACGAACCUUCCGGCCACCGCCACCGCGAGGAGCUCCAUUUUGUGGACGAGUAUGGCCAGCCAAUAACAGUGCAGGUGGACAGUAAGAGGGGGCGUGGCCACAGGAGGAGGCGGUCCCACUGCGCGAUGGAGUGCAGCGUCCCAUCAGAAAGACACUGGGAGGCGCUGAGAGCGAUGGGUCUGAUGGAGGGGGAGGACGGCCAGGGAGACGUCUACGGUGCGGGGAGCUACUAUGGUCACAUGACCGUGUCACCUGACCCAUACCCGACCAACAGCCACAUGAUGAUGUCACCUGACGUGUAUCCGCCCAAUGGCUACCUGCCCACAACGUCCAACGACCAGCACCCAGGUAACAGCUACCUGCCCAGCGUCUCCUACAGCUUGGACCACCUGGACAGGCUGGACUACCAGGGGCCAGAGAUGAUGCCCUACCAGCCGAACUCGGAGAGCUGUCUGAUUGGCUGCUACAGCGCAGAGGAAGGCAAGCCUCAGACUUUCCCCAGACAGUCGGACUAUCGUCCUCCCUGGAGGCCUGACCGUCCUCUCAGCUACCUACCCCUCAGUGAGCUUGACAGCGGGUUGGGAUGCGGGCCCGACAGCCCCCACCACAGGGUGGCGCUCUCAGAAGCUGAGACAGAUGCCAUGUCGUCGCUGCCGGGUCACACCGCUUCCUCCCAAGGUUCCUCCUCGUCCUCGGAGUCGCUGAUAUCGUCCGAACCCAGCGACUCCGGCUUCCACAGCGUCAGCACCGGGGAGCACAGACGGCUGCACAAGAUCCCCAGCGGCCACGCUCACCGGCAGACUCACCACUUCCGCUCAGGCCACUCCCCUCGAGAGCAGAGAGCACGCUGGGAUUUGGAGUCCAUCCCCGAAACGACGCCGGUGACCCACGCUGGACCACCGCAGGCUUCCCGGUGCUCUGUGGGAAACAGCACGACCACAGUGGUUCAUUUCCACAGAGCUGAGAGAAGUCCCACGUUACCUCGCCACCAUUCACCGCCGUCGCCCUCCAUGGGUAGUCGUACGGAGCCCUGCCAGCGGAGGGCGCUGUGGCUGGAGCAGCAACAGCAGGGCGGAAGCGGAAAGAUGGAGGCUCCAGGGAGGAGUCGAACAAUAACAGAUCUGAGUGAAGGCCAGCGGCCUCGCAGGGCGAGUCACCCCAACAUGACCGACCCGCCCGCUUUGAGAAACACUCACCAGAACAGCCACCCCGGUGCGAGCGGCAGCACAAUGGGACCGAGGAGCAGGGCCAGCUAUCCCAGUAACUGUCAUCCCAACGAUCCCGUCAACCUAGACAGAGUCAGCCUGAUCAACCAUCACAGCGCCAACCGGAGCAGAGAGGAGGACUCCCUCUCCAAAAGCCCCGGAUCUGCGUCCAGCGGAGUCAGCGGCGUCUCAGACUGGCGGGGCUUCCAGACUCUCUGGAGUCACAUGGAAAAACCCAAAACCUCCUGCGGCCCCUUCUACAGCACACUGGGAGCCCCAGAGCGUAGCCCCCGAUCUCCCACGUCUCCCCGCUCCAGGCUAUCCAAUCAGAAGUCGGUUAGGAAUCAGCUGCUCAGAGCCCGGGCUUACCGAUUGGCCAGGGAGCGCAGCGAGGUCACAACAGAUGAAGAAAUGCGAGGGGACGGGUCGAGAGGUGGCGAGGACGAAUGGGAGGACGGUCGGUGGGCGGGGAGGUACUGGAGUCGGACCGAGAGGAGGCGCCACAUGGCGUUGUCACGGCAGCAUCGAGAAAGGAGAGGCGGCAUGGAGGAGCACGUUGGCGGAUGCCAGGGGGCGGCGUCGUCUCAGAUGGUGCUGGAGCUGAGCCACCUGAAGCAGAACCGGCUGAGGAACAGCAAGCUGCUCGACGAUUGGACGACGGUGGAGGAGCUGCUGACGCACGGCACCCGGGUGGAGAGUGACAGUCAACUGUGUCCCAGUCCGCUGCUGUCAGUCACCACCGUCUGAUCCAAAGACAGGCACUUCCUGUUAGCUCGGAGCGAAACCUCACAAAGGCCCAGGUCCGUUAAGGGUUCAGCUAUGAUCGUCCAGAACAAUGAUCCCCAGCAGGGGAGAACAAUCCCAGCUGCUCCUCCGCAGCCCAGGGAGAUACAGCCAACUACAAUCAAUCUGAACCAUCCGGUUUGGUAAGUCAGAACUCAUCAAAGGCUAAUAGAGACAAAGUUAAUUGGCCAAAAAAUAAAUAAAUUGUGAUUUGAUAAGAAAUCUGUCACAGAAUAUCAUUCCAAGGAACAACUUUCUAGUUACCCAACACAGAUUGCUCAGAUGCUUGAGAUCCGUCCCCCCAAAAACCCUGCUCAGCUCAGAGCAUCGUUCACAGAUAUCUUACCGUGUGGUUGCCAGGUACUGGCCCAGAUCUUUGCCCCUUCUUACCUGUAGCUGGUGGAGCUUCAUCCGUCUGAUCUCUGGACGUCCAUAGAAAAACAAACCUGAGCAAUAAUUGUCACAAUUUAUGAAAAACUGCCUUCCUGCUGCAACUUCUUAAUGUCUGAAUCUCAAUAAUGUCACGACGGACGGGCAUGUUGUUCUGGCUGAGAAUCAGAACCUGCAGGCCUGACCUUCACCGGAUCUGAGAGCAAACCUCAAAUACUCGGCCUCAGCUGCGACCCGUUGUGAAAAAUAUGUGAUGAGCUCUGCAGAAACGUUCAACCAGAGACGAGUUUCAUCAAACUCUAAAGUGUGAGAGCAGCGCUGCAGAGGAAACUUUCUGCAGGUCUGUGUGAGUCAAAGGCCUUUGGAGAGCUUCACAGGUCUGCUGAGAAACUUCGCGAAGCAGACCGCCUGUGACUGUCAUCAAAUAUCACAUGAGGGGUGUUUCCUGGUGGAAAAGCGUCUCAUCGUCGGAUGGACUCAUGUGUUUGUGCCAUAUCAGCGUUGACUCCCCAGCGUCUCCCACGCUGCAGGACCGCUGGGAGACGCCAUCACUGCACCUGGGAGGAUUUCUGCACCUCUCUGGUCAAACAGCCUCAGCAUCCUCUGGGAGGCUGAUUCACCACCGUUUUAAAGCAUCACAGUUGCCGGUUUAUUUCUGAGUGUUUCUGUUGUUUUUGCAGUUUCUUCACUCUCAAACACAGCUGGUGUGCAAGUAUCUCCACAGCACUGUGCUUAACGAGGUUUUCCUGUGUGCAAAAGUUAGCCUUUGUCUGUCCAUAAAAGGUCAGUAGAAAGCCAGGAUGUCCUAGAACUUAGCCUGAUCAUCUGAAGACGUUGAUCAUAAUCUGUAAAGAAGAAGCACCAAACAAAUGUUGGAUCUAUCAGAUUCUAGGAUUUGGAGGUUUUUAUUCCUUUAAUUGCAUUUUUUGACCUUCAACCAAGUUGUGGUCCAAUUCACCCCGGAGGUAAAACCUGUUUCUUUUUGGUGCUUCUGCACAGUUAAUGAUUGCACUUUUUGAAGAAUACGAACAUCUAAUUCAGUAAUCAGAGCUGAUCGUAUUUUAAACUAACUACUUUCUGUUUGAUCUAUAAAAUUUCCACAUUCAUAUUGAAGGACUUGAAAAGUUCAGCACCAAGAGAAAGUGAUGGACAUCUGUGUUGAAAUCUCAGUCCGCCUUCAGACCAGAAUCAGUUCAGGUGGAUAAAGAGUUGAGAGUUUGGGAACAUCAGUGGUUCUGUCCUGGUAUAGUGAGAAGGGGUAAGACUCCAGGAUCAGGAUGUCUCUGAUGGUUCCAGGAGAAACACCAGUAUGUCUCUCCUAGAGUAUGUCCGGCUCGGUCUACUUUCCUCUACGGUACCAUGGACUCACACAUGAUGGUCCUCUGUGGAAAUGCGGACGUGAGAUUUAAACCUGAACAUGAUAAAACACCAGCUGUUAUCAACCUGCUCAGGUUUUAAUGACAGCCUACACUCAGGGCGGUGAACCUACAACCUACUUGGUGCCUGUCAUUAAGACACGGUGCAAGACGACAUUUACAGAGCAGUAAAGAGUCCAGUACCUCUCUCCAGAUGUCUUGUCUUAUUAACCCUUUGUUUAACGAGGAAGGCCAGUUGAGAACAAAUUCUUGCUUGAUGACCAGAGGCAUUAUGCCCGGCAG
This is a messenger RNA of Fundulus heteroclitus (mummichog), 4724 nucleotides long. RefSeq lists its product as uncharacterized. The coding region runs from base 652 to 2640 and encodes 662 amino acids. The record is from RefSeq and is a predicted model, not a curated record. Lineage: Eukaryota; Metazoa; Chordata; Actinopteri; Cyprinodontiformes; Fundulidae. The transcript is spliced from 6 exons.